CGUGGUUGAGAAGCCACUGUGAGCAGGUCGUGCUUCCCGCCCGCCGCGCGCCCGAGCGCCAGACCCCCAGUCGUUGCGAGAGCGAGGUCGUCUCCGCUCCAGCCCGUGGCGGGAGCGCGUUGGGCCCCGCGGCCUCCGUGCAGCGCCUGUUCCUCCUGGUGCUUAUCCAGUCCAAGGGCGAGGAAGAGAACGAAAUGCACCACCGGCCGUGAAUCUCUGAACCAAAACCCUGUAGGGCCUGAAACAACAACAACAACAACAAGGAUCAGUGUGGAGUUGCUGACCCUGCCGUGUGCGCCGAGUGCCGUUAACCCUGAGUUUGUCGUUAGUUUCUGUGUUAGUGUUUCCAUUUGUGCCGUGGAUAUUAAUAAGGCAUCGCGCAUUCCGAGUGACGGCCAAGACGCCGGGGAGUGCAGCAUCGUCGGCGCGCGUGUCGGAUAACGCACUAUUCGCCGCAACACUCGCCAGAUCGCCAUCAUUCUCCGCGGUGCCUGAGCGGUCGGGUUUAGGUGCAAGACGGCCGAGGUGCAGACGCCCGUCGAGGGUCCGGAAGAAUGAUGCCGUGACCCAAGCCACCAACAGCAGUCGACGCCCAGACUCAGGCCCACCGAUGCCGUACGCUCGCCCGCCCACCCUGGUGGGUCCCGUCCUGGCGCUGGCCUCCGUCGUGCUCCUCCUGGUCCUGGGGCCCGCCUUGGGGCCCUCUCCGGUCCUGGCCGAGCGAUGCCUCACAGACUACCCGGAGGAGAACCCUCCGCGCUUCCUGCUGGUGGGCGGCGAGCCGACCGACCUGCGCCUGGAGACGUCGCGCCGUCGCCUCACGCACCGCCUCAUCACGCACGUGUUCCGCACCUUCCUGCUGGAGGUGCUGGGCUACGACGCCGUCAAGGUCGUCUACGUGGAGGACAGCGGCUUCAACACGACCCGGGUGGUGAACCGCAUCGGCGGCGCGGACCUCGGCGAGGAUGCGCGGUCGCCGCGCAGCAUGGUCAACUUGGAAGUUUGGACGGGCCCGGACGACAGCCUUGCCCAGUGGUGGUCAGAGCACUCGAUGAACGUCCUUGAGGCUGGCCCUGUCACCAACCCAGGGAGAUUUGCUUGGUUUGUCCCGCGAGAUGGUCGCGGUGAGCUCAGUGAUCUCACCUGGAAAUCGUUUAACAGCCCUGGCACUGCUGAGAGAUUUUCCCUCAGUUCACACGACUUUGAUUUCUUUAACAUUGACAAGGUCUUGAGAGACGACAAAGGAUUUUACUGCACGGAAGAAUUCUGUGAAAAUGGACGGUACACGCCGAGCCGUUGCAAGCUGAGUCAAAACUGUGCAACUCUCUUUACAAGCUAUUCUGACAUGACAGGUUUUGUUAAACAUCAUAUUGAGGAACUGCAACUAUUUGUUGAAGUAAUCUGGGUCGGGCCACAUCUUGGGAACCUAACAACUGAAAUUGCUAAGAGAUACAAAUUUAAAGGAGUAGACAAGGAAAUUGUGCUUCUUGGCUGGUCUCCAUCUGAGUUGACGAUUCCUGGUGAUAUGCUGUACUCAAUUGUUACCUUUCCACCUUGUGAAGAGAUGAUGUCUUCAAAAAUAGUUGGGUGCAAGUAUGAUUUGCAGCGCCUUUUGAAGUUAGCAUGGAACAAACUAAAAGAAGCUGCUCCUCCAGCUUAUGAGUCUAUUCGCAAGGUGCAAUUUGACCAUGCUGAUUACCAUAAUCUUGUACAACGAAGUCAGGAAGCCGGAUCUCUUAGUGAUGAAAAAGUUGCUUGUGAGUGGCUUCGAGAGAAUAAGGAAAAAUGGAAAGACUGGGUCUGGAGUAAUGACAACAAAGAUGUCUUAUAUAUUGGAGGAAUUUUUCCUUUAAGUGGCCAUAUCUACUCAGCAAGAGGAAUUGUUAUAGCUGCUCGAAUGGCAAGGGAAGCCAUCAAUAACAAUAAAGAUAUACUACGAGACUACAAACUGAGACUUCUUGUGGCAGAUGGCCAAUGCCGUGCAGAUGUAGUUAUGAAAACAUUUAUUGACUAUAUAUACCUUGACAUGUACCCAAAACUUGUUGGAGUUUUAGGCCCUGCAUGCUCCGAUUCAGUUGAACCUCUGGCUGGAGUAUCCAAGCUGUAUCGAACAGUUGUUAUUAGCUAUAGUGCUGAAGGAUCAAGUUUCUCAGACCGUAGUAAAUAUCCAUAUUUCUAUCGUACAAUUGGUGAAAACAACCAAUACAAAAAUGUAUACCUACAACUAUUUCAACAAAUAGGCUGGACACAAGUUGCAUCUCUGACUGAAGAUGGUCAAAGAUAUACAGAGUACUUGUCACAUUUACAAGACCUAAUGCAAACACAUGGUAUUCAGUAUAUUGCAAAUAGAAAAUUCCCUCGUAAUCGUGACAGCACAGCCAUGCCCAAGUAUUUAAAGGAGCUAAAGAGUAAAAAUGCACGAAUUCUUAUUGGUGAUGUAAAUGAUGAUGCUGCUCGAUCACUCAUGUGUGCUGCUUACCACCUUGAUAUGACAUCCAAGCAUGGAUAUGUAUGGUUUCUACCAUUGUGGCUGUCCCCUCAUUGGUAUGACAUCAGUUCUUUCAAUAACAGCAGUGAACUUGUAAAUUGCAGUACUGGACAAAUGAUUGAAGCAAUUAAUGGACAUUUAGCUUUAACGCACACAUACUAUGCAGAUGAUAAUGAAACAAUGCAAGAAAAAAUGUCUGUUGGACAGUGGAAAGAGAAGUACAAGGAAGAGUGUGAACGUAAUAAAAUAGAGACUCACAACUAUGCAGGCUUUGCAUAUGAUGCUGUGUGGACUUAUGCUUUUGCUCUUGACGCCCUCAUGAAAGAGAAUCAAUCUCAUCUUGUCACUUUGCACAACGAGACAACUGUGAAGCGAUACGUUGAAAUAAUUAGUGCAACCGAUUUUAAUGGAGUGUCAGGAAGAAUUAAUUUUAAAAGUGGCCCUUCGAGAUCAUCAGUGCUCCAAGUUGUUCAGUGGCUUAACAAUAAAACUUAUACUGUUGGGACCUAUUUCCCAAAUACAUCUGUAGCUGAAGGUGGCGGACGGCUUGAACUAAAUAAAUCAGCAAUCGUUUGGUUGACACCUGAUGGCUCUGUUCCGUUGGAUGGAAAAGAAACAUUACCACAAUGUGUGCUUGCCGGUUUUGCAAAUGCACUCAAUGUAAAUUGUGAGGUGGCAAUUGCAAUUGCAAACGUAGCUGGCUUUGGUCUUCUGGGAACCCUUUUAAUUGUUGCAUUCAUCAUUAUGAAGAGACGUUACGAUCAAAAGGUGCAAAUUACUCAGAAGUACAUGAGAUCUCUUGGAAUUGAUCUGCUCUCCCCCUCUAACAUAGCAUGUUUAGAUAAAUGGGAAAUACCCCGUGAGUUUGUGGUAGUAAAUAGAAAAUUGGGUGAGGGUGCUUUUGGAACAGUAUAUGGAGGUGAAACAAAAAUUGAUGACAAGGGAUGGAUUGCAGUGGCUGUCAAGACUUUGAAAAUUGGCUCUACAAUGGAGGAAAAACUAGACUUCCUAAGUGAAGCUGAAGUUAUGAAACGACUUGAUCAUAAGAAUGUGGUGAAGUUGAUUGGAGUUUGUACCAAGAUUGAGCCAGUCUAUACUGUCAUGGAGUUCAUGUUGUAUGGUGAUCUGAAAACUUACCUUUUGGCACGUCGUCAUUUAGUGUAUGAGAAGGUAUCAGAGGAAUCUGAUGAAGUGUCCAACAAAAGAUUGACAUCAAUGGCUCUAGAUGUUGCUCGCGCUCUGAGCUACUUGGCUGAAUUGAAAUAUGUUCAUCGAGAUGUGGCAUCAAGGAACUGUCUGGUAAAUGUAUCAAGAGUAGUUAAGUUGGGAGAUUUUGGUAUGACAAGACCAAUGUUUGAAAAUGACUACUACAAAUUUAAUAGAAAAGGAAUGCUGCCUGUACGAUGGAUGUCUCCUGAAAGUUUAGCAUUAGGAGUGUUCACCCCUGCCUCAGACGUCUGGGCUUAUGGUGUUCUUCUUUAUGAAACAAUUACAUUUGGAAGCUUUCCAUUCCAAGGUCUCAGUAACAUCCAAGUAUUAGAAUCAGUGAAGGCUGGAAACACAAUUACCAUUCCAUCUGGAGUGAAACCACAAUUAGAAAGUUUAAUUAAAUCUUGCUGGAAUGCUGACUACAAAAAGCGACCUCAUGCAUCCGAAAUAGUUGAAUUUUUAGCCAACAACCCACGGUUGUUAUCUCCUUGUUUAGAUGUUCCGUUGUCCUCUGUUCAAAUUGAAGAUACAGGAGAACUUGAAAUAUCCCUCCCAGAGCGUCGUCGAAAGUGUUCUGUGUCACUUAACUUUUUAAACAGAAAUGUGGGUCGAUCUCAGUCAGUUAAUGCUGACCCUGUGUUGGCUCAGCAGGAGACUACACGAACCACAUUACUGGAUUCAAGUGUUUGUCCAACAGAACCUCUCCUAGGAACGCCUAGAUCAUCAACUGCUGGCAUGGGGCUGAGUAAAUACGUUACUUUACAACAUUCCCCAUCAAGAGCAUCUCCAGAGCAUCAUGAUGAAUACAGUAGCCAUGAUACAGAAGUGGUAUCAAUUCUCUGACGAUGUGAUGAGGUGGGUUCACCGCCUCAGUCACAUAUUCAUGGUUGCUGGUCAGUUAAGGCUGCGAUUCCCUCCUGCCUACCUUCUAGUACAACUGCACCCAUUUGUAUGGGUGAAAGUGAUCCGGAUUGUGAGACAUCUCCCUUAUAAAAUAGCUAGCCAUUUUUGCUCAAUGUGUAGUUUUAGAGGCCAGCCAAAUAAUGGCCUUUUCUUUUUUUCAUUGGAGAAAAAGUAUAGUACAGCCUUUUACAAGAUCUCUAUUCCCUGUAUUUUUCCAGUACAGCAUAAAGUUUAAUAAUAACAUAAAUGAUUGCUAAACAUGUAUGAGACAUGUGAGGUAAAGAUAUUGUCUUUCAAUUUGAGAUAUUACACUUUUGUUUUGCUGGUUUUAUUUUGACCCAUUUGAAGUUCUUGCUGACGUUGAUGUUGCUUUCUUCUUCCAUAGGGCCAGCUCAUGUGAAAUCUUAAGUAGCCCAUCUUAUUACAGAAAUCAAUAAAAAAACAGGAAUUAUUUUUUUACCCGCAACUUGGAAGGUUUAGAAACAAGCUCAAAUAUGUGUACAUGCCACAUGCAUAUGUCUUCAAAAUGUACACCAAAGUCAUUUAUUUAAGACUGAUGAACUCUCUGUAGCUUAGUUAUGAAGAUGCCAAAACAAUGAUUCAAUUUAAGCAAAAGCUUAUUGGAAAGUGUGUUGCUUUUGUAGUAGGUUGUAUAUACCAUUACAAGACUGUAUUAAAAUUGUGAGUGCUUAUCUCAUAAACUGAUCGUAGGAGAAUUAAAAUGUUUUCUUGAUUAAUCAUGGUGCCACUCUACAAUGAGAAAUGCAUCUUUCAUAACGGAGGCAUAAAUUUUGAAGUAUCAUAUAAAUUAUUUAUUAUUACAUGACACCACCAUCUAUCAUUGAUCAUGAUCACACUCUGUGAAGCAAUCGAAUCUUUACCUCAAUUAUUUUAAUUACAUUGUACCAUUUGCCUGUCUUUCGCUCAUUUUAUUGUUGCUGUUCCUUUUAAAUCAUUGUAUUUAGUAUGUCCAGUCAUUUUAAUUCUAAGCACAUAUUGUUGAAAUAGUUGAUCAUUCCGAUUUGAGUGGUUCAUAUCAGUUCAGAUCCAGUACACAGCUGUAUGUCAUUCUUUCUAUAAGAUGUAAGUCUGUCUCUUUAGCAAAAUGGCCCCUGUGCCCCACUGUGCGAUCUACUGCUUGUUUACUGCUAGUCUAGUAUACUGAUACACCAUUAACCACUUUUAACUAGUUAUUUAAAUUUAUCUAUUUGAGAGUCUCAAAGAGUGAAAUAAUUUUGUUAGCCUUGCUAAGUAGCUCAAGCUCAAAAUGUAGGAGUUACUUUCCAGGGAAAAACCUUUAUUAGCUCUUACUUUUGAACCUAGAAUGUUUUCAUAAUUUCUUGGUGAAAUUGCCGUUGCACUUGACCUUUUUGAUCUGGAUAUUUUAAGAAAGAUGCAAAGUAUAAUUUCUUGAAACUUAAGACAUUGUAUUUCCUUCUGUGAUAUUUAGUAUAGAAUUUUCCCUCUUAGAAAAUUAGCUUAUGUAGUACAACUGUGUGGCCCUGGAAAUUGGUGGUUUUUGUAAUAACCACCUGAUUUUUACUUUUUUUAAUUUUUGCGAGGAUUACCUCAUAGUUGGUUAUGGCUUUCUAAGCAAAGCAUCUUACUACGGUAAUCAAAGAAAACAUGUACAGUACGUAGUUUACCUAUUUUAGUAUGUGUAUGAUUUUAACACCUUCAAUGAUUGUACUGAUGUAAAUCAUAGGGUUUACAUACCAACAAUAAUAUUCUCCCUGUGUUUGUCAUGAACGGAACCCAACUGCUUGUUGCCCUUUACUUAAUUCUUAAUAAUUCAAAUGAGUGAAAACCCUUCAAAAGUAGUUGUGGUUAGCAUUUUAUGCAACAUCACAUACUACUGAAAAAGCAAACCUGCACUUUAUUGCAGCAUUUAAACAAAUCUUAAUGUGUUGCAUUGUUCUUAAGUUCUCAUUCAACCUAAAGAAAAUCAAAUCUGAUAUGGCUGGUGUAAUUUUCCUUUGGUACUAGUUUUUAAAGUCUUCAGCAGCUCAAUAAAAACAUGUGUCUGCAGAAACUCUGUAAUCUUUCUAUCACCAACUUUAUUUUUGUGAUUGAAUGCAAAUGUUAUUUUUACAUCUUAUACCUUACUUCUUUUCUUUGUAAUAACUAUUAUAUAUGUUUUAAAAGUCCUAGUUUGGCCAUCUUAAACAAAAAUUAUUUUAAAACUUUAUAUUUCCUACUAAUUAAGUGUAAAAUUACGGAGUCAUUCAAGUUGUGAGUAUUACACCCCCAGGAGGUGACUGUUAAACCAAUGAAGUUAUUCCAAAAAUCAUCACUAAUGCCCUUUCCAUAUGUACCUGACUGUAUUAUGUGUGUAUUUUGAUUUAACUUUACAUCAUAUUGAUACUUAAUUUCCAUGUAAAUUACUGAUUGCAGUUCAAUAGUAUUUGCUGUAUGUAAGAAAAUACAUAUUAUACCUAAAUUUCA
Frankliniella occidentalis (western flower thrips) is the source of this 7045-nucleotide messenger RNA. RefSeq lists its product as uncharacterized. The transcript has 21 exons. Gene Ontology annotation, molecular function: transmembrane receptor protein tyrosine kinase activity; ATP binding. Gene Ontology annotation, biological process: positive regulation of kinase activity; multicellular organism development; protein phosphorylation. The record is from RefSeq and is a predicted model, not a curated record. The coding region runs from base 611 to 4540 and encodes 1309 amino acids. Gene Ontology annotation, cellular component: signaling receptor complex. Lineage: Eukaryota; Metazoa; Arthropoda; Insecta; Thysanoptera; Thripidae.